UUAUUUGUUUCAAAGACUGUCGGGCCAACUUAUAAAAAGCGACCACAAAUCGAAAAAGUUUAGUUGUGCCGCUGCUGCAGCCAAAUUUGUUGGGGAAUAUAUUCUUGGAGUGUCUAAGCCGGUGUGUAAAGUGACUUGUGAUAUAAAGCGAUUCGUUCAAAUUAAAAAAUAAAAUAAUUAAAAGUGAAAAAAUAACCAACGAAAUGGCUAAUCCAAAUGAAGUACCAAAGUAUACGCAGAUUUUCAUUAACAAUGAAUUCGUCGACGCUGUCUCCGGUAAAAAGUUCCCAACUGUCAACCCUGCAACUGGAAAAGUGAUAGCCGAAAUUGCUGAGGGUGAUAAAGCUGACGUUGACUUGGCUGUAGCUGCAGCAAAGAAAGCCUUCCAUAGGAACUCCGAAUGGCGCAAACUGAGCCCCCUCCAACGCACAGCGCUGAUAAACAAACUCUGCAGUCUCAUGGAACGUGAUAAAAAUAUUUUGGCUAGUCUGGAGACACAAGACAAUGGCAAGCCAUUCACUUCGGCCGUUGGUGAUGUCUUUUUCGCCAUUAUGUCACUGAAAUACUAUGCUGGCUGGACCGAUAAGUAUUUCGGCGAUACUAUCCCCGGCGGUGAUUUUGUCUUGCAGACACGUAAAGAACCCGUAGGUGUAGUUGGUCAAAUCAUUCCAUGGAACUAUCCCUUGAUUAUGUUGGCUUGGAAGUGGGCACCCGCUCUCGCUGUCGGUUGCACGAUUGUCAUGAAACCCGCUGAGCAAACACCUCUUACUGCCCUGCAUAUGGCUGCUUUGUCUAAGGAAGCCGGUUUUCCUGAUGGUGUUAUCAAUGUUAUACCCGGCUAUGGCCCCACCGCUGGUGCAGCGAUAUCAGAACAUCAUGAUAUACAAAAGGUCGCAUUCACUGGUUCUGCAGAAAUUGGACGUAUCAUUAUGCAGGCGGCUGCCAAGUCGAACUUGAAGCGUGUUACUCUGGAACUGGGUGGCAAAAGUCCAUUUGUGGUCUUCGACGAUGUUGAUAUUGACAAAGCCGUGCAGCUUACGCACGACGCUAUUUUCCCCAAUGCAGGUCAGACUUGUUGCGCCGGCACACGUACCUAUGUGCAUGAGAAGAUCUACGAUGAAUUCGUUACAAAAGCCGUUGCUUUGGCUAAGGCACGCAAAAUCGGUGAUCCCUUCGAGCAGUCAACUAAACAUGGUCCACAAAUCGAUGAGGAAAUGAUGAGCAAAGUUUUGGGUUAUAUUGAAAUUGGCCAACAAGAAGGCGCCAAAUUGCAAUGCGGUGGCAAGCGUGUCGGCAAUGUUGGCUACUACAUCGAACCAACGGUGUUCUCCGACGUUACCGACAAAAUGAGAAUCGCACAGGAAGAGAUAUUUGGACCCGUCAUGUCUAUUUUGAAAUUCAGUGACCUUGAGGAGAUCAUUGAUCGUGCCAAUGACGUAGAAUACGGUUUAGGCGCUGGCAUUCUUACCAAUGACAUCAAUAUCGCGACAAAGUUCACCAACAAUGUGCAUGCCGGUACCGUUUGGAUCAAUUGCUAUGGCGCAGCGCUGCCCCAAGCACCAUUCGGCGGUUACAAACAAUCUGGCAUUGGACGUGAGAUGGGUCGCGAUGGUUUGGAUAGUUAUCUGGAGACCAAAACUAUCGCCACGAAAAUCGUCUAAGUCAACAUUAUGAAAGUUAAAGAGUUUUUCACAUUUAUCCAUAUUUAAUGUAUAUUUUUUAUACACGCACACAGUGGUUAAGAGCUCAAAAAAUCCAUAUAACAAUCAAUAAACAGCAUUUGAAAUAAAAUAAGGUGUUAAAGUA
Molecule: messenger RNA, 1806 nt
Organism: Zeugodacus cucurbitae (melon fly)
Lineage: Eukaryota; Metazoa; Arthropoda; Insecta; Diptera; Tephritidae
Product: aldehyde dehydrogenase, mitochondrial
Exons: 6
Coding region: 204-1661 (485 amino acids)
Molecular function (GO): aldehyde dehydrogenase (NAD+) activity
Source: RefSeq, a predicted model, not a curated record